Parastagonospora nodorum SN15 is the source of this 1515-nucleotide messenger RNA. RefSeq lists its product as hypothetical. Lineage: Eukaryota; Fungi; Ascomycota; Dothideomycetes; Pleosporales; Phaeosphaeriaceae. Gene Ontology annotation, biological process: transmembrane transport. Bases 1 to 1515 code for a protein of 504 amino acids. The transcript is spliced from 5 exons. The record is from RefSeq and is a predicted model, not a curated record. Gene Ontology annotation, cellular component: membrane. Gene Ontology annotation, molecular function: transmembrane transporter activity.
AUGGAGAAAUCCGACCCAUACACAGAGCGCAUCGAAACCGUCAGAGUAUCCUCUCCAACAAUGAGCGAUACUGAGAAACAACACCACGACGAUGCCGUCGGCGCAAACCUCGAGCUUGACGAAAGCUCUCCGCCACCAGGAUACUUCACAUCAAAGUUCUUCGUCGGCACGAUGGCAGCAAUCGGCCUUGGACUGAUGGCAGGUGUUGUCUGGGUCGCCCUCUCCUACACCCUCACUUCCGCCGUAACCCUCACCAUAAUCGGCCGCAUUUCCGACAUCUUCGGGCGCCGCUGGGUCUUCGUCACUGGCUCCAUGCUCGGCGUGCUCGGCGCCAUAAUCUGCGCGACAGCGCAAUCCAUCCCCGCCUUGAUCGUCGGUACAACAAUCAUGGGCAUCGCGGCCGCCACGCAACUUUCAUAUUUCUACGUCAUGGGCGAACUCGUACCGAUGAAAUACCGCCUCGCGGGCAAUGCAUUCUGUUAUCUGUUUUGUAUUCCCGGGAGCGGCGUGGCGCCGGUGAUAAGUGGUCUGCUGGUGUUCAUGAUGGGAUUGAACUGGGGCGGGAGCGUGUAUGCUUGGUCCUCGGGAUACGUGAUUGGGACGAUUGUAGCGGGAUUGGUUGCACUGGUGUGUUUCGUCCUGUACGAGUGCUACGUGGAUUUGAAAGAGCCGUUGGUGCCGAUGCAUAUCUUCAGUAACUAUUCAUGGAAUGCUUCAGUCGUACUGACGGGCUUGGGGGCGAGCGUGUACUACGCCUUCGCCAUUGUGUGGCCGAGUAUGGUUGCGGUGCUGUACUCCGACGGCGGCGCCAUGAACUCCGCCUGGCUAUCCUCCCUUGUCGGCCUCUGCAUCACCCUAGGCCAAAUUGUCGGCGGCUUCUCCGGCAAGAAAAUCGGGCAUCUCAAAUGGCAAUGUGUCGUCGGCAUCACCUUGGGCGCGAUAUGCUUCGGCAGCAUGGCAACAUGCGGCGUCGGCACCAUGUCGCGCGCCGCAACCCUCCUGUCCUUUGGCGUCUUCUUCGUCGGCUGGACUGAAGGCGCUGCCAUAACAAUCGUCACACUCGCCGCAAAAGACCAGUUCGCACUCGGCACCGCCUCAGGCGUAGCAGGUUCCAUCCGCUUCCUCAUCUCCUCCAUCGCCGCCACAGUCUACACCGUGAUCCUCUCCAACCGGCUCACCACCACAAUCGCCUCGCAAGUCCCUCCCGCGCUGCUCGCUGCGGGUCUGCCAUCAACCUCCAUCCCCUCGUUCAUCUCCGCAUUCGCGCUGGGGCCCACAGCCUUCGCCGCAAUCCCAGGUGUUACGCCCGAGAUCAUCGCAGCGGGCAGCAGCGCGUACAAGCAAGCCAAUGCCGACGCAUAUCGCACGGUGUUUCUGAGCAAUAUUGCGUUCUCGGGCGUCGCGAUUGUGUGUAGUUUGUUGCUGCCGGAUGUGGAUCAUUUGUUGACGGGACAGGUUGCCACGACGCUGCAUCGGGGGCGGGAUGAGGGGCUUGUUGCUGGGGAGAAGGAGUGA